Messenger RNA from Puccinia graminis f. sp. tritici CRL 75-36-700-3, 1819 nucleotides. RefSeq lists its product as uncharacterized. The record is from RefSeq and is a predicted model, not a curated record. The transcript is spliced from 7 exons. Lineage: Eukaryota; Fungi; Basidiomycota; Pucciniomycetes; Pucciniales; Pucciniaceae. Bases 367 to 1569 code for a protein of 400 amino acids.
UGACGUGAUGGAAAUAAAUCAAAAGAUUUUAUGCCAAUACGUAAAUAAAUAAAUACACAUCCUUGUCGUGGCAGUUGGCGAUGCCCCGAGAUGCCUCCAGGCAUACGCUAAAGCCAAGCGUUCCUAACUCUCUGCCGGCCGGAACGACCCUUCGUUCUGGCAACUGAGUCUUGUUGUCCAGUCGAGACUUGUUUUCAAAGCCUUCGAGUAGCCUGGAGCUGUUAAAGGCCGAAUACAUUUAUCCAUCAAGUCUCGUUGGUGAAAAAAAUUCUCAACUGACCGACACCUUUUCCUUCCCAUCACUAUCAGGAUCAAUUUUGUAUUCUCUUGAACGAACCUCAGUCAAUUUUAUUCAAUCUUUAUAUCAUGAAUACUAACAAUACUUUGGCCCCUGCUGGCACCCCCUCGAGAUCCUCAGUAACUCCAAAAUCUCAGUUGACCGAUCAAGCUUCGACAGACGACCAAGUUCCCAGCCCGACUUCCCCUGAAAUUGAAUUACCCAGUCUAAUCUUCGCCAUCCCGUUUCCUCGGGCUGUCGAAGGCUACCAGGCAACCAAAGAGACUCCUCCUUUUCUACUUUAUACUUUCCCUCGUUCGGUGUACGAAAAACCUCCUAAAGAUCCAGUAACCGGCAAACGAAACGAGAAACUUUUGAAAAAAGUCGAGCGCAAAUGGCAAGAAGAAGUCAAGGAAGGUGAAGAUAUUAAGAGAGGUGAGGUGAAAGAAGCGGGUGUAUGGCCAAGGUUUAAAGGUGCACUCAUUCGCGAUGCAGCAGCGGCUAUUAAAUAUAUGCCUUCCAACGCGAUGGAGGCUCUGGCGCGCUUACCACCCAAAACAAAACUUGGCAAGCUUACGAUCGUUUAUCCGGUCUCAACAAACUCCUCACAUGUUAUAGAUGUAAAUUAUCAGGGUGAAAAUGAAAUAGAAGAGAACUUUCUAAAUCUCUUGUAUAAAGCUAGGAAGAAGGCACGAACACAAACUCUUAUAUCAGGAUGUCUACUGCCGUUAACAUUGGCAAUUGACGUUUUCGUAGUCGUGCCAUUAUUUUUAUUUGAGAUCAACCUGGCAUAUUUUUCCGUCCAAGUGUCAGGAGUGCAAAAGGCGGGACUUCUCUCGGAUUUCGAGAAAAAGAAAACGACUAAGCAUGUAUCGGACAGGUCUUCUCACCGCAGGAAUGACGAAAUCACCACGGAUGAAUGCCCGGAAGAAGAUGAGAGGGCUCGCUCUCCAUUCGAUUUUGAAGUCGCUAAACCUGGAACAUUCGACCGGACGAUCGAACAUCUAUACAACAUUUGCUCCGAGCUAGAUCCUCUCAAGUUCCCCCUGAAGGACAGCUUACCGAUGCCGACAUACUUACCAAGCAAAGAUAUCGCUACAACGCUGGUCGAAAUAUUCAAAGAAUCCCUACCUCAAGAAGUUAUGACUCGACAUGUACUUGAUGAGCAACUUGCUGCAGAAGACUUGGAUCGUGCACUCAGAAAAGCUGCAAAAGAAUAUGUGAACUCUAUCAAAGGUAUCAAUGAGAGCAAUACCUGCGCCAUACAAGAAUUCUUUGCACGAAAGUACUAAAGCAGCAAGACUUGAACCCAGGACGCCUAGAUGGACCUUUCUCCAAGUAUAACAAUAGAACUCAUUCAUAUUCUGUGCCGGCCUUUUUUUCAAUUUUGAUGAUUUUUCUACAAGCUAACAAACUCAUAAGAAUGCCUGUAUUGCUAGUUGACCUUUUUGUGUGUAUUCCAAUUUUAUGUAAAUAUCGGUUCAAAACUUCCUAAAAUGUUAAAAAACUUAUUUUCAUAGGGUGCACCAGUAUAUAAGUUGA